Molecule: messenger RNA, 2140 nt
Organism: Aspergillus campestris IBT 28561
Lineage: Eukaryota; Fungi; Ascomycota; Eurotiomycetes; Eurotiales; Aspergillaceae
Product: putative mitochondrial carrier protein
Exons: 2
Coding region: 451-1701 (416 amino acids)
Biological process (GO): pyrimidine nucleotide import into mitochondrion
Cellular component (GO): mitochondrion
Molecular function (GO): pyrimidine nucleotide transmembrane transporter activity
Source: RefSeq, a predicted model, not a curated record
CCUCCGUCCUCUCCCGUUCUCUCCUCCUUCUUUCCCGUCCCUCGUCCUCACUCGGCUUUUCUCCCACCCUGGUCAGAUUUCCUCGGCUUACUUUUUAUUGGGCAUGAGCAUUGUCCACCGUUAAAUUUGCUUUUUUCUUGGAUUCCUGUGGAGGGAACUUACUAGAGACCCCGCUCCGUCUGUGCUCCGAGUAGGUGAACAGAAGUCUAGAUUGCGGCGACAGAGUAUCAGUGUCUCUGGAUUUCUUCCUCUUGUCUCUUCAUACCCUCACGCAGGUCGUGUUCAUUCCGACAGCGGUGUCGACCGAAAGACUCCAUCCACAUUUCCGCCCUACGGCCCGAACACUUUCUUUUCUCUAGGGUUCCGGGGCGAGCACCGAUAUGUUCGAGUCCGGGAGCCCUCGUGACAGUUAAGACGGACAGAUAGACUGCAGGAGUACUGGCUGGAAAGAUGUAUUCAGAAGGACACGGCAAUCCGGGGCCUACCAACGGUUCUCCGGAGCAGCAGGCUAGCCACUCCGAUGUCGUCCCGUCGUCCAGCCUCCAUGUCGCUUCUAAAAUCCCAUCGAACUCGACUUUUACCGAUCGCCUCGAACUUUUCUUUAUGCGCAUGCCGGAUUCCUACAUUACACCGUUCUGCGGGGCCAGCGCGGGUGUGGCAUCCGGUAUUGUGACCUGCCCUUUGGAUGUGAUCAAGACCAAACUGCAAGCCCAAGGUGGAUUUGCACGAAGGGGUGGGCAGGUGGGCGCCAAAACAUUGUACCGCGGAAUGUUAGGUACAGGAAGGAUAAUUGUGCGGCAAGAUGGUCUCCGCGGCCUUUAUCAGGGACUGGGUCCCAUGAUUUUCGGGUACUUGCCGACCUGGGCUGUUUAUCUAGCGGUGUACGACCGGUCGCGGGAGUAUUUCUAUGGAACCACCGACAGUUGGUGGCUUGCACGAGGAUACGCCUCGGUCACGGCUGGCGCCUGCUCUACGAUUGUGACGAACCCAAUAUGGGUUAUCAAAACACGACUUAUGUCUCAAAGUGUCAGAUCGGACAGCGAAGGAAUGCGGGCUCCGUGGCAUUACAAAAGCACAUGGGACGCGGCGCGCAAGAUGUACAAGAGCGAGGGGUUCCGUUCUUUCUACUCCGGACUGACACCGGCCCUAUUGGGAUUGACACAUGUUGCUAUCCAAUUCCCACUUUACGAAUACUUUAAGAUGGCGUUGACGGGCUAUGGCAUUGGGGAACACCCGGAUAAUGGCAACUCCCAUUGGAUCGGGAUAUCCUGCGCGACUUUCCUCAGCAAAGUCUGUGCGAGCACCGCGACGUACCCGCAUGAAGUGCUGCGAACCCGACUUCAAACCCAGCAGAGAACAUUUUCUGUCCCAGGCUCGUCGUCAGGGGAAAUCGCCUUUCGCGGAGCACUAGACCAACACCCAGAUCACAGUCGGCCACCGGGAGCCGCUUCGUCAGAUGGCAUGCCUAAUCGCCCACGGUACACCGGGGUGAUCCGCACUUUUCAGGCGAUCCUGAAGGAGGAAGGCUGGCGCGCCUUCUACUCGGGAAUCGGCACGAACCUAUUCCGUGCUGUCCCCGCUGCCAUGACCACUAUGCUUACAUAUGAAUACCUCAAAAAGACGAUUGGUCAUCUUCAACACGAGGGACGGCUAAAACAGAUUACGUUGGGAGAGAAUCCUGACGAUGCCGUCGGUAUGUGAGCGGUUGGCGGACUUCUCGCCGACCGAGACCUACACGUCGUGGGCCCGACCUGGCUUCUCGGGCUGUCCACAUGAGUUGCAAUCCCCUUAACACAGUGUCGCUACUGGCAAUGUAUAGAAGCAGACCAGUUGCCCGCGACCACACAUCACCCAUGAAGCUACUCCUCUCCUUUCCACCUCCAUAGAGACGCCAUCUAUUGGACGAGCUAUUUUCCUCGGCAUUGAUGACUAGCAUCAUUGUUAUUAGGGCGAUCAUCGACUCUAGCAUGUGAAGAUUUCAGAUUUCACUGCGCGCGGUUCUCAAUGAUCACAUGGAUCGCUUUGCUGUUUUACGGAAGAAUUUUGGUUCUGAGCGUUGUUUCAGUUUUGACAAUAUGUCGGCAUUCUCUUGUACAUAGCCUGUUUAUACAUUUCCUACAUCAAUGAAAUACAUACCCAG